GAUGAAAUUCGCAUCGGUGUUGCUGUUGGGUCUUGUCGUAUUCUCCAAUCAAGAGUUUUUUCAGCAACCAACAAACGAAAGGUUGCUUUGGUUGUUGUCUCAUUACCCACCACGGCCCGCAUUUCAUAACUACAAUUACCAACCUGUUAACAAUUACGAUAUCGAAGAUGGCAGGACGGACGCAUUUCUGAAACAUUGGUCACAUCCGCCAGCAAUUGCGACCUAUUCACAGGAUAAACAACCGUAUCUGAAUGCCAUUGAAAAUGCGAACAACGUGGACGAAGAUCAAUUUCCAGACGUCCAACUGCGAGGCAAAUUGGGCGUGAGCCGUUAUCGGCCCUCGUUUUUGCAACAGCUGAAACCGCAAUACCAUCCGCGCAUCGUCAUCAACUUGGCCAGUCGAACUAAUCUUCUUAACAAAGUGAAAACGGUUACAUUCACGUUCACCUCGUCUGUCACGUUCACCAGCGUGCAAUCGUGCAUUCCGAGUACAGAGUUUUCUCCCGGUUCGGCCGGCGUGAAUUGUCGCAAGCGACGCGAAGUUUUAGAAUCCUCACAUUCUCAAUUAGAACCGAGUCAGUUUGCCAUCGCUCCAUCAGGGGUCCAACCAGUGGAGCACACUGCUCUACCGUCGCAAGAUCCAACGGCAGAAAACGGACCGUUUGCAAACGAUCCGGCUGUUAAUCACGGCAUUGUUUCUUCGAAAGAUGAAGGAGUUGUGGACGAAUCGUCGAACGUUACACUGACGCCGGUGGGUCGUAUAAGAGAUAAGCGAUUUUUUUUCCAUCUUGUGACGACGACAACAGCCAUCAGUUACACGUUCUUGUCGACGACAGUCACGAAAACGGUUAACUUGUUGAGCCAAAUAGAUCCUCUGAUGGGACAGCUAGUUUGUGUUCCGCAAGGUUACUCUGUCUGUCCUUAUAUCGGUACAGUGUUUCCGGGCUAAGUUCAUCGAGUUUUCCAAAUAAUAUUAUCUUCUAUCUGAUAUUAUUUUGGGGAGGCAUCCAAGUUCUGUUUUUCAUCGUUGUUUGACGUUCAAUCUGAUAUUCACCUUCGUGCAGCUGUAUCCUUCGAUCUGAAUUCUUUGCAAUCAAGUACUUGGUUAAACGUAUCCGAUAAAAGGAACACAAAUAUGCUAUUUAAAAAAACUAAUAUUCCAAUCCA
This is a messenger RNA of Daphnia carinata, 1167 nucleotides long. RefSeq lists its product as uncharacterized. The record is from RefSeq and is a predicted model, not a curated record. The coding region runs from base 2 to 949 and encodes 315 amino acids. NCBI's taxonomy places the organism in Eukaryota, Metazoa, Arthropoda, Branchiopoda, Diplostraca, Daphniidae. The transcript has 3 exons.